Messenger RNA from Lachancea lanzarotensis, 1032 nucleotides. It is a transcript of the gene ATS1, whose product is annotated as LALA0S09e07316g1_1. The record is from RefSeq and is a predicted model, not a curated record. The transcript has a single exon. Bases 1 to 1032 code for a protein of 343 amino acids. NCBI's taxonomy places the organism in Eukaryota, Fungi, Ascomycota, Saccharomycetes, Saccharomycetales, Saccharomycetaceae.
AUGGACGUGGUCAGCUUAGGCCUAGCUCAUGAAGAAGAUAUGAUCGAGCCCCAGGUCAGCUUUCAAAGCGACGUACGACCCAUCAAGAUCUGCGGGGGUGGUAAUUUCACUGCGCUGCUUUUGGAAAAUGGCUUGCUGUAUGUGGCCGGAGAAAUUCCCUUCGAUGUCGAUCUACAACAAACCUUGCCAACAAACCAAAAUAGUUGGGUCCAUGUUCCGGGUCAAUUUACUGACGUGGCAUGCGGAUGGGCACAUAUAGUGGUCGUUGAUCAAAACGGUAUUGUUUUUACCGCUGGAGCAGGUGACAAGGGAGAAUUAGGGCAGUCCAAAGUUCGAAAAUCGCCAAAAUUCGCACCAAUUCUGUCUACGCAGCAGAACUCCGAAAAAGCACAGGUAUUUGCCUGUUUCUACAACACCUACAUUUUGAGCGGCGGGAUACUGUACGGGUGUGGCUCCAAUACGAAGUGCCAGCUUCAAAACGUUAAGUCUCGGGCUAUAGAUACACUGGAAAUCAUUAGUCCAUGUUCUGCCAUUGUCAGCGCAUGUGUGGGUAAGAAUUUUGUAUGUUUUGUCGAGAAGUCGGGGAAUAUUCACAUAAGAGGUGCAUUAUCCGGUUACAAAACUCAGAUACAGCAACAGAGCAGUGGUGAUAUGAGUCUUGACCUAAAAGCCAUGUGGACGUCGAUCACUAGUCUUGAUGGACAAAAAUUCUCAUUUUACGGCUCUGCAAGGCUAUAUCAGAAUGUCAUUGCUGCAAGCCAGUUUGAAAAGCCCGUUACCGCCUGGAACACCGGGAGUGAGCACGGAAUUGCAUGUGUUGAUAAAAAGGCAGUUUUCUGCUGGGGGUGGGGUGAACACGGCAAUUGCGGCCCUAUUGCUACGACUAAAGCUAUUGAUGGCAUUAACGAUGGCUCCAACAUCAACAGCAACGUCAAUUUGACGUACGAUGCAAAUUGUCACUCGUCAGACGCAACGGUUUAUGCAUGUUUCGGAGGAUGUGCAACUACUUGGAUUUGUAUAGAAUACAAAUAA